AGAAGUGUCCAAGUGUUAGACCUGUGUGCACGCUAAAUUAAUAUAAAUUUUUAUAACUUUUUAUGCAAUUAUAACGCAUCAAAAUGCCUUCAUGCGCGGUGAAGUGGUGUGGGAAACAUUCCAAGACAUCUAGUUACAAAAAAGAUGGCAUAACUUUUCAUCGAUUUCCGAAGAUUCCAGAACUAAAAGAAAAGUGGAUAGAUAAGGUUAAUAGGGAAAAUUGGUUUCCAACAAAAUACAGCGCUGUUUGUUCAAGGCACUUCACCCCCGAUUGAUUUGAAUAUUUAAAAGAACGCCGCCGUCUAUUUAGUUCAGCGAUACCAACUUUGUUUUUGCCUAUUUUGGAUUCACCAAAUAGUAUGAUUGACUCUUAUACUAAUGUACCUGGGCCUUCGCGUCACAAUAUCGCCCUCAGUUCAUUAUCAAAUAAACAAGUGCAUUCUGAAGCUCAUACAUCAACUGAAGCCCAGACUCCUUUGCAUUGUUUUCCAUUUGAUGAUAGUAACAUUUUCAGGCCUUCCCAUGAUUAUGAAAUUCCCAGUUCAACAAUAAGUAACAAAGAAAUAGUACACCCAGUAAUUGAAGACCUGACUCCACGUAAACGCAAAAUGAAACGACACAUAGACCAUCUUAUAUAUUCCCUUAGUAAAAAAAAGAAAGAGGUUAAGAGGCUUCAAGAUAAAAAUAGAUUAUUGGUUAAAAAAAAAUGCAAAUCUAAAAGAAAUUUUGAAUACUUUGACAAAAAAAUCUUAUAUCACUCAAGAAAAUCAAGACAUUUUAAGUCGCAUAGGUGUACAAAACCAAGAAAUUGUUAAACGCCAAAUAUUGAAAUCAAAAAAAGGACAUAUACCCAAAAUCAAAUACUCACCGGAGUUACGAGCAUUCUCUUUAAUAUUGCAUUUUUAUUCCCCAAAAGCGUAUAAUUUCGUUAGACAAACUUUCAGCACAUGUUUACCUGCUACAAGUACUCUGAGAAGUUGGUAUCAAUCCAUUGAUGGUAAACCAGGAUUUACAAAGGAGGCAAUAGAUACUAUCAAAAUGAAAGCCAGAGAAUCUAAGAACAAAAUUUACGCCACUAUCAUAUUCGACGAAAUGGCGAUCAAAAGCGGUGUCGAAUAUCAUCCCCAAGCCAGAAGGUACUAUGGCCACGUGAGUUUUGGCGCCAGUUUACAAACGGACUGUCAAGAUGAAGCUAAAGAAGCCCUUGUUUUCUUGCUAGUGCCAAUAAAUGCAUCCUGGAAAAUUACAAUAGGAUAUUUUUUAAUAAAUGGCAUUAAUGCAGAACAAAAAGCCGCUCUUCUAACAGAGGCGAUCCAUUUGGUAGAAGAGGCUGGUGUAAAUGUCAAAGCCAUUACGUUUGACGGCUGCCCUGCUAAUAUUACUAUGGCUAAAAAGUUAGGCUGUUCGUUUGAAGUUGAUCAAAUAAACACCACCUUUAAAAACCCCUGCAAUACUUCAAAAAUAGCGGUCUUUUUAGAUCCGGCACACAUGAUCAAGUAAGUGCGAAAUGCAUUUGAGUUUUAUAGGAAUUUGAAGGACGAACGGGGCAGUAUUAUAUCGUGGGAAUAUCUCGUUAACUUACAUAAUCUACAAACAGCGGAAAAUUUUCAUCUAGGUAAUCGACUAAGGGCUGCUCAUAUAUUUUUUAAAACGAAAAUUAUGAAAGUAAGCUUAGCAACCCAAAUUUUUAGUAAGAGUAUAUCAGAUGCACUCACAUUUUGCAAAGAAAAGCUUAAUUUACGUGAGUUUCAAGAAGUUACACCCACAACACAGUUUCUGGAUAUGAUGAAUGACCUUUUUGAUAUUCUGGACUCGCACAUCCAUGGAUAUGAUUUAAAACGAGCAGUCAAUGCAGAAAAUGCUGCGAAUGUUAUACUUAAAUUAAAGACAGCUAGAGAUGCUAUACUAAAUAUGUCCGCAGACAUAAUUGUAAGAACUGUAAAACAAGAAGUUCGACUCGUUAAGUCACCUCGAUAUACCGGAUUCAUAGGGUUUUGUGUGUGUAUAGAAAGUACCAUUGCUCUCAUUCAAGACUUGGUCCUGAACUCAGAGUGCGCCUUAAAAUAUCUUCCUCUACAUAAAAUAAGCCAGGACCAUUUGGAACACCUGUUUGGAAGUAUAAGAUGCCACGGUGGAUCAAACAACAAUCCUAGUGCUAGGGUAUUUGAAAGCAUAUACAAGAAGCUCCUGACCUAUGCGCAAAUAAAAAAUAGUGGUAGUGGCAAUUGCAGCGCUCUUGGUCAAAUUUCAAUUUUGCAAUGCACUUCUGCAAUUAACCGCAUCAAUAUUACAACAAGAUACAAAGACCAAAACAUAGAUCUUGAGACUGAGAGCUUGGAUUUUUCAGGCCUUGAAAGCCUGUUACCUAAUUCUGAAUUCGGUGAAAAAGUAGUAGAAUAUAUGGCCGGCUACAUUGUACAUGCUUUGAUAAAGCAAAUAAAAUGCCAAACUUGCAUUGGGGCGCUGAUUGGUGUACCAAAUCAAAACGCCUUACAAUUUCAAAAGGACACUAAAGACAAGUUAUUGUACGGAUCCACCACAGUAAUAGAAAUUUGUCGUCGUUGUGAAAUUUAUAUUAAGAGGGCGAUCAACGAGAGUGGUUAGAAAGUGCUGUCUUCGAAAUAUAAUACCGAUUAUUUUAUAAGAUCGGUUUUAAAAUCU
Parnassius mnemosyne (clouded apollo) is the source of this 2661-nucleotide messenger RNA. NCBI's taxonomy places the organism in Eukaryota, Metazoa, Arthropoda, Insecta, Lepidoptera, Papilionidae. The record is from the annotation of a GenBank genome assembly.